Messenger RNA from Aedes aegypti (yellow fever mosquito), 1305 nucleotides. It is a transcript of the gene san, whose product is annotated as probable N-acetyltransferase san. The record is from RefSeq and is a predicted model, not a curated record. Gene Ontology annotation, molecular function: acyltransferase activity, transferring groups other than amino-acyl groups. Gene Ontology annotation, cellular component: NatA complex. Gene Ontology annotation, biological process: mitotic sister chromatid cohesion. NCBI's taxonomy places the organism in Eukaryota, Metazoa, Arthropoda, Insecta, Diptera, Culicidae.
AAGCGCAAACUGUCAAAAUUCGAUCUGAUGGUGUUCUGGUUCGGUCGCGUUCGAUUAUUCUUUCUUUCGAUCCUGUGCAAAAUUCUUUCGUAGGAGCCAAAAUCUCCUGGUUUUUCGCUCAUUUCCCGUCGAAAACUAGCCUUUUCCUGAACUAGGACUGUUUCCCCGGUAGCGGUCGCAAAGGAGCUGCUUCUCAAAUUCACCUUCACAAUGACCAGGGCCAACAUUGAGCUGGGCGAUGUCACUCAUCACAAUCUGAAACAGCUGAAAAAGAUCAACACAGUGGUGCUGCCGGUUUUGUACAACGACAAGUUCUAUCUGGAUGUGCUGGAAUCGGGAGAACUCGCAAAGCUAGCCUAUUACAAUGAUGUGGUUGUUGGAGCCGUUUGCUCCCGAAUCGACACUUCGGACAACCUGCGGAGGCUGUACAUUAUGACCUUGGGGUGCCUAUACCCAUACAGGCGACUAGGGAUUGGCUCGGUGAUGGUCAAACACAUCCUGAACUACGUGGAAAACGAUGGCAACUUCGACAGCAUAUUUCUUCACGUGAAGGUCGAUAACGAGGGAGCGAUUGAGUUCUACAAAAAGUUUGGAUUCGAAAUUGUCGAAACCAAGCAGCAUUACUACAAACGCAUUGAACCGGCAGAUGCCCAUGUCCUGCAGAAGACACUGACCAGACGCGGAAACCCAAACACAACCACAACAGCAACAGCAACAACAGCAGCCGCAACAACACCAUCAGAACGGCGUCGGAGGGAACAACAUCAACCAGAGUAGUCAAAGUAUUCAAAAUUCCACCUCCCAGCAGCAGCAAGCUCCGGAGAAAAACCGAUAAGCCAAGCACAGGAACCUAGGGGGCCAUUUGCGACCUGCAGUCGCGAAUAAAACAAAAGAGAUCGACGGUAGGAGUUUAUUCGAUUUGUUAUUUAUUGAGCGCCGAAAGCAUCCUAACAAUGCUUCGAAGGUAGUUUUGAGACAUUCAGAAAAUCGCACCAAAUUUGAGUUUCCUUCGGGCAAGGUAGCGAAUGGUCUUUUUUUUAAAUUGAAAUGGAGAUUUACACUUUUAUUAGCUGCCAAUUGCUUACCCAGACUGGUGGUUUAACUUUAUGUUUGUCUGUACCAUGUUCUGGACUCUCCAAUCCGGUGUUAUCAAUUGCGGGGUUUGGCGUCCGACAUCGCUGCAGGAUGUACCUAUAUUAUGAAACGUGUUUGGAAUGUACGGAGCGAACAAUUAUUUUAAGAAAAAUGAUAUCUCAAUGUGUUUAAUAGAGGUCGAAUAAAUGGUAGACGUACAGUGCACAGCAA